Nanorana parkeri is the source of this 1070-nucleotide messenger RNA. RefSeq names its product ETS homologous factor (gene EHF). Gene Ontology annotation, biological process: cell differentiation; regulation of transcription by RNA polymerase II. The record is from RefSeq and is a predicted model, not a curated record. Lineage: Eukaryota; Metazoa; Chordata; Amphibia; Anura; Dicroglossidae. Gene Ontology annotation, molecular function: sequence-specific DNA binding; DNA-binding transcription factor activity, RNA polymerase II-specific. The transcript is spliced from 9 exons. Gene Ontology annotation, cellular component: nucleus. The coding region runs from base 40 to 933 and encodes 297 amino acids.
AAACUGGACCGGAUGAAAAACUGAACUACUAAUCAGAUCAUGAUUUUGCAAAGAAACAACAUUAUGAAUAUUAACCCGAGCGCCAAUGCACAUCCACAUUCCCACCAGCCUGCUUGGACCACUCCCUAUUCCACAUGUGAAGGUUUCUUCACGGCUCAGUGGCACGACGUUCACCCGCAGUAUUGGAGCAAGUACCAGGUAUGGGAGUGGUUGCAGCAGUUCGUGGACACCAACCAGCUGGACGCCAGCUGCAUCCCGUUCCAGGAGUUUGACAUCACAGGAGAACGGCUCUGCAGUAUGACGUUACAGGACUUCACGCAAGCCACCGGGGAGGUCGGGCAUAUAUUGUACAACAGCAUCCAGAAUCUCAAGUGGCAUGGUAAUUAUGGGAGCCAAGUGCUGCAGUCUCUCAAUGUUGUCAUCAAGACAGAACAACCAGAUCCCAGUCCAGUUACUUCCUGGAAGGACAGCGGGUACCUGUAUGAAACCUGCUAUGACGAUGUAUACGAUAGUAAACUAUACUGCCGGAACAGUCUAUCGGUGACCCCUAAUCAGUACACUACAGGUUCAGCAUACGCAGAAUCCGAGGUGAAGAAAUCGCAGGACUAUCCUCAGAGAACCAGCACAAAGAAACACAACCCUCGUGGGACACAUCUUUGGGAGUUCAUUCGAGACAUUCUGCUCACACCAGAGAAGAACCCGGGACUUAUACGGUGGGAAGAUCGGUCGGAAGGAGUAUUUCGGUUCCUUAAAUCCGAGGCAGUAGCACAGCUCUGGGGGAAGAAGAAGAACAACAGCAGUAUGACAUAUGAGAAGCUCAGCCGUGCCAUGAGAUACUACUACAAAAGGGAGAUCCUAGAACGUGUGGAUGGAAGACGUCUGGUCUACAAGUUUGGGAAGAACGCUCGUGGCUGGAGGGAAAAUGACAGUUGAAUUGCCUCCAUGCAAAACUGGAACUAAUUUAUUUAUAUGGUGAACUAAGAAGACUUUAGAGGGAAUGCAGAAGACGUAAUGCCAAUGGAGCCAUUUCUCUCUUACUUGGGGAAUAGAAUGUGUACACAGUUUUUCUG